Messenger RNA from Nerophis lumbriciformis (worm pipefish), 3309 nucleotides. NCBI's taxonomy places the organism in Eukaryota, Metazoa, Chordata, Actinopteri, Syngnathiformes, Syngnathidae. The record is from RefSeq and is a predicted model, not a curated record.
AUGCCUCCGGCCAAGGCACUUAUAAGCGAUCCAAAGAUUGCUUUUGCCUACCUACGUCCAGCUUGUGUCCUGCUGACUCGCGUGCCUACUUUAAAAAAUGUUGAGACAUUGAGCGCUCAGUUAAAGGAAAUCCAGGAUGCCACCUUGCAGCAGCUUCAAGAGUAUGUCCUCUUCCCCCUCCGCUUUGUGCUCAAAGUCCCCGGGCCCAAAAAGGACAAACUUGUGCAAGCUGUGGUGGAGACUAUCAGUCACGUCCUGGAAAACACCUGUGUUCAAAGCUGGCAGACCCUCCACGACCUCUUCUCAGAGCUCUGCCUCUGCAUUUGCUCCCCAGCCAAUCCAGGGAAACCUGCAGAUACAUCAGAGGAGGUGAAAUUAACAGUGCUGCGAUGCCUGAGCGCUUUGCUUCAUGCAGCAUAUGGCGAUAUUGUCUUGGAAUUCUUCAAAGUCACAAUGUUGCCAGAGCUGGGAGCUGCCGUUUCACUCUUACUGAAUUUGGCAGAGAAAGAGAAAUCCAGAGAUGUUCAGAUAGCAGCUUUGGAGUUCCUGCAGGCUUUGACUCUGCAGUGUGACUGCAUUGAAGAUCAUGUAGUUCCCUCCUCCGAGGAACGGGAAGAAGUAGGCAAUGCCAUGGCUUCGUUCUUACCUGGAAUUACAAUGGCGGUUGCCAGGAUCAUUACAGGGGAUGUCAGACAAGGCCAUGGAGUCACAGUAAGAGCCAUCAAGGUCUGGUCCAGGACGGUCAGCCUCGUCAUGGAAGACGCUCAGCUUCAAUCUAGUGAGCCACCGAAGUCUCCCUCGACUGACCUGGGGAGGAUUGGGCAGCUAAUGGUCGUACGCACACAGGACUGGGUAAAGAACACAUCCGGAAAGCUGUUCCUGCUCCUGAAGAAGAUCAUCUCAAGCACGGUGGCACAUCAACACUGGAAGGUCCGACUGGAGGUGGUGGAGCUGGCUGAACACCUGUUGGACAAGUCUAGUCAGUCUUUAGGAGAGUGUGUUGGACUGCUUCUGGAGACAUUGGUUGGAGCAAUUAAUGAUGAGGAGCCCAAAGUUAGAGAAAGGUGCAAAGUUGCACUCAGAAAUGCGUCCAAGAAAAAUCAAGAAUCUGUCAACCCCAAUGAUAUCAAAUGUAAAAACAACUGUCAGAACUUCACUGACGUUCUUUCGGAAAAUCUUCAUACUCUGGCCACUUCAAUGCCCAGACUAAUGCGGACCUCUGAUGACCAGAAGAAGAUAUUUACCCUUAAUGUCUUUCUGGGUUAUUUAAAGCUCCUAGGACCUUUGGUCUCUGUGGUGCUGAACUCUGCUGUGCAUCUUGAGAGGAUUUCCAAAGCUCUGAUGCAGGUGCUUGAGUUGGACGUCACAGAUGUCCGUAUUGUAGAAGAACGAAGUCACAGUGACACAAUAGAAACAAGUUCAGAUUUCCAUCAAUCAGCUCAAACACGGAGGAAGCGUUUCCUCUUCUUUACAGAUGAGAGGAUCUUUUCUGUGCUCGCAGAGAUCUGUCGAACUUUAGGUUACUAUGGCAACAUUUUUCUAUUGACGGACCACUUCUUGGAUCUGUACCGGCAGUCCUCGGCAUACAGGAAGCAGGCCGCCAUGGUUCUCAAUGAAAUCAUCAGAGGAGCUGCUGGAAUCGCUGUCGUUGCAGAAGAAAAGUCCUUGGAGGGCGAGGAUAGAGGGCUACAAAUCUCCCAGGAAGAACUUAAAGGGGUGGUGAUGCUGGUCAUGGAGGAAUACAUCAGUCUCAACAACUGGCAUUUGAUCACAGUCAAUCAGGAAACUGACAGAGAUCGACAGGACCAACAGCUGCUGAAGCCGCACGUCCUCCUCUCCAUAUCCAACACUUGUGCCGACCCUCUCCAAGUCAUCCCUGCGUCCUCGCCCGCCUCAACGAUCCACCAGCUCAACAGUAACAUCUGGCAGCUGUGCAUCCAGCUGGAGGGCAUGGCCUGCUUUGCUCAAGCCUUGGGAGACAACUUCCGUCCCCUGUUGAUGACAUCGCUGUACCCUGUGCUGGAAAAAGCAGGGGAGGAGACAUUUCUGAUCAGCCAAGCAGCGCUGGACACCAUGUGGGACAUCAGCAAGGCAUGUGGCUACUUGUCUCUGAAGGAGCUGAUCAAUGAAAACUCGGACUAUCUCCUCAAUGACAUCUCACUCAAUUUACAGAGGCUCAGCCAGCAUCCACAGGCUCCACGAGUGCUAACUGUAAUGUUGGCUCACUCUGACUCCACGUUGUUGCCUCUGGUCCGAGACAUUGUCCAGGAUGUGCUAAUGGCUCUCGAUCUCACCUAUGAUAACACAGCCUCUCUCUUCUGCUCUGUACUACACGCACUCAUGAAGGCGCUUGCAAGGUGGUUUCCUUUGAUUUCUAAAACAACCAAGGUGUCUGCCAGAUCAAAACAGACCUCCAUCAACCAGGAAGUCUUCGACAUUCGCCAGUUCCUACUAAACUAUCGUAAACAAAAAGAGCUGGCGGAAGGCAUUGGAAUAGACCAAGACGACGCUGAAGACCUUGAGAUCCCUCCCCCUGUAGAGUUUGAGGAAAAUGCUGAGGAUGGUUGUCCAGAUGUGAAAGCAGAACUUCCCACGCACCUAAGCAUUACCAAAGAUGUUAUGGAGCGCUGCAUUCAUCUGCUGUCUGACGCAAACCUCUGCCUCCGCCUCAAGGCGCUGGAUGUAGUGGAGCUGUGCGUUAGUGUGCUGAGUGAGAGGGAAAAUGAAUUGUUACCCAUGGCCCAUCGCUGCUGGCCCGCACUUCUGCAGAGAUUGACAGCUGAUGACCCACUAGCCGUCCUCAGAGCCUUUAGGGUUUUGUGUACUUUGGGUCAUACUUGUGGCGAUUUCUUGAGAAGGAGGGUCUCCAAGGAGAUUUUGCCAAAGCUGAGCUCUUCUCUGGCUCAACAAGCUCCCGUUAGUGCAAAAGCUGGACCCAUCUACACGCACACUUUGGCUUACAAACUGCAGCUGGCUGUACUUGAGGGACUGGGCUCACUGUGCCAGAGCUUGGACCUUGCUGAAGCAGACUUAGACGUUGUUUGCGAAGCAUGCCUGCCCUACCUAAGCUGCAGACAACCCAUCAAACUGCAAGAGGCCUGCCUGAGUGUUUUUCACCACUUGAUCCAGGUUGACCCCGAUGCCUUCUGGUUCACAUUAAACGAGUUACACUGCCCGUCCUCCUUCGUCCCACCGCACCCUGACCUACAGCCAGUGCGACUGAGCGGGAUGGGACGUCCCCGAGACGAGUACUCGGACAACGUGCUCAAACUGCUGAGGGAGGAAUAUGGCCAAACGGGCGAUGAAUAG